Messenger RNA from Nerophis lumbriciformis (worm pipefish), 2289 nucleotides. The record is from RefSeq and is a predicted model, not a curated record. Lineage: Eukaryota; Metazoa; Chordata; Actinopteri; Syngnathiformes; Syngnathidae.
AUGCUGAGGGCUUGUGUCAGAAGUGCAAAUUCUUCACUCUGGAAACACUAUGGGCGAACCAAUCGUAACAGUCUGCAGCCCUGCAGACACUACACAGCAGGCGAAAGCAGUGGUGCUGCCAAAGUAGUUACCGCUGGUUUGAUGACUGUCGGCGGUGGCAUCGGAGGAACGGUAAUCUACGCCAAGUGGGACCACAAGUUCAGAGAAACUGUGGAGAAAAAUGUUCCUUAUUCAGAUAAGCUGUUGGAGUUUGCAUUAGGACCUGCUACCCAAGAAGCAGGUCUUCCUGUCAAAAAAAAGAAUGAGUUGGCCCAACCUCCCUCCAUGAUGGAAAAAGCGGUAAAGGUAUCUAAAACCAGGCAAGAAAAAAAAGUGAACGAAUCUGCAGAGAGUCCCCUUGAAGUGGCUAUUCCACUCCCUGUACAGCCUGCGCAGAGCCUAGCAGAGGCUUCAGCUGAGGCAACUCAUAUAAUCUCAGCUAUCAGUGAAGUACCAUCAGUCCCUGCUCCAUGCGACACCGCAGUGACACCUGUCAAAGAGGAGUGCCAAGAGUGUCAUGACCAUAAGGUUACUGAAGAAACAGCUGCCAUUCCCACUGAAGUAGAGUCCGUAGCAGCAACAGCCCCAGCAGAACCACUCAGAGAACGUCCUGUAGAAGAGGUGACAGCGAGACUUGCUCAACAAGACGUAGACGAACAGGAAAUCCUUGCAUCUGUUUCAGUAAGUCUUGACGAUUCAUUGGCUAGCUCAGCUAAAGCCACAUUGCAGGCCAUCGGAGCUCAGGAGGCAACCUUGCAGGCAAUCUCGCAACAUACACAAAAACUCAAGGAAGCUAUGGAAGCUGAGGUUCCACCUCAGCUGAAGUCAGCCCAGUGGAAGGAUCUCGAAUCAGCUGCUGCAAACGAUGCAGAAACAGCUCUGCUGAAAGCCAAUGAGGCCUUGGACAAUCUCAAAUCGGUCAUUGAAAAAUCCAAGGGGCUGAAUGUCACUGCUGUUCGCCCACUCGUGUUAGCAGCAGAGGAGAAUCUCCAUAAAAUGGUGGUGGAUUUGGAUAAAGUUAUCAACAAGGUGCAGUCUGCAGAGUCAGAAGCUAAGAUUGUCUCCCAGUACAGUGAACUGGUUAAUGAAGCUAAACUACAGUUCCAAAGAGAAGUGAGCAGCCUGACUCCAGAGAUACAAGCCAACUGGAAAGGACUGACUGGUAAAUUGUCAACAGAUGACCUGAAUGCCCUGAUUGCUCAUGCACACCGUCGCAUUGACCAACUGAACCGGGAGAUAGCUGAGCAGAGAGUAAGAGAGCAGAUCCAUAUCGAUGCCGCUCUAGAGCAGCAGAAGUUGGAACACCUGAAAGCCCAGGAAUCGGCUGUUAACACAUCCCUGCAGCAUAUCAAGGAGGAGGCGCGCCUGGAGCAGGAAAGGAAGUUGUCUGAAUUGAGGGAAGUGAUGGAGGCAGAGAUGAGGACUCAACUACGGCGUCAAGCAGCCGCUCACACAGACCAUGUCCAAGAUGUACUCAAAGUGCAGGAGCAGGAACUGAAAGCUGAAGCUGAGCAGGUCUUAAGCAGUAAGUUGUUGGAACAAGAAACCAAAUACCGUCAAUUGAGCCAGGAGCAGCUGGACAACUUCACUCUGGAUAUGAACACCGCCUACGCCCGACUAAAAGGAGUGGAGGAGGCUAUAGAUAGCCACGUGGUAGCAGAGGAGGAGGCUCGAAAAGCACACCAGCUGUGGCUUUCCGUGGAGGCUCUCAACUACACCUUAAAGACCACUGAAGCCGGUACACCCACCAAGCCGUUGGAAGGCGCCGCUCAAGUCGUGCGAGACAACUGCCAUGACGAGUUUGCUUCGGCUUUGGCUUCGGCUCUUCCGGAAGAAUCGCUGCAGCGCGGCGUGUACAGCGAGGCCUCGCUGCGAGCCCGCUUCUACGAUCUGCGUUCGCUCAUUCGCAGGGUUGCCCUUAUUGAUGAGUCUCACAACUCCUUGUAUCAGUAUUUCCUAUCCUACCUGCAAGCGGCACUGUUGUUUGAGGCCAAACAGGAAGCCCCGCCUAGCCAGUUAAGCAGUGAGGAUUUAGACCCUUUCAAGCUCCUUUCAUAUGCUAGCUACUGCUUAGAGCACGGUGAUCUGGAGUUAGCAGCAAAACUAGUCAACCAGUUGACAGGAGAGGCCAGAAGAGUGGCGGAGGACUGGCUGAAUGAAGCCAGGCUCACCCUGGAAACCAGGCAGGUUGUCACUUUGUUGUCUGCUUAUGCAAAUGCAGUGGGGCUAGGAACCACACAAGCACCUUAG